UGGGACGCUGAAAAGUCCUGCAAUUUCAGGGCGCCAAUCAGAGACUCGGUUUUACAGAGCGAGGAGUAAACAGACAUUAAUCACUAUUUCUAGACAAAGGAAAUGGCCACUAGCCUUGGAGGUUGCUAACCAGGGUAGCGAGGAUCACUGCUGGAUGUGUCCUAGAUGUGACUCGGAGGGAGGGGGUGCGGGGUAGGGACGAUCGUACACCAGACACAGCCGCGCUCUCGCCCUCGGUGUGUCUUUUCCCCAGUCACUGCUUCGCUUGGUCUCAUGUGACGAGUGUAAGCAGAAUCAUCAUAUAAAGAUACCCGAUCGAUGCCUCUGAAGUCACAGAAACAGAUUCCCUGACUUGCCUGGGAACUAAAAGAAAAAGCGGUAGGGAAGGCAGGCAAAGCUCUAAACACCGAAGAGGCUGCAAAACCGUGGCGUGAAGCAGGCUGGCGGAAAAUAAGACCUCCCGUAGAAAGAGAACGAAACAAGCACACACACACACACUGUACGACGAUUUGCCCCAUUACGGUGGGAUGGAUGGAGUGGGGAUCCCGAGCACCAUGUACGGGGACCCCCAUGCCGCCAGAUCCAUGCAGCCUGUCCACCACCUGAAUCACGGUCCUCCGCUUCACUCCCAUCAAUACCCGCACACAGCUCACACCAACGCCAUGCCCCCAAGCAUGGGCUCCUCUGUCAAUGACGCUUUAAAGAGAGAUAAAGAUGCCAUUUAUGGACACCCCCUCUUCCCACUCUUAGCACUGAUUUUUGAGAAAUGUGAAUUAGCGACAUGCACUCCCCGGGAGCCCGGGGUGGCGGGAGGCGAUGUUUGCUCCUCAGAGUCUUUCAACGAAGACAUAGCAGUGUUUGCCAAACAGGUCAGAAAACAAGCAUGA
This is a messenger RNA of Rhineura floridana, 887 nucleotides long. Its product is annotated as homeobox protein Meis1-like. Lineage: Eukaryota; Metazoa; Chordata; Lepidosauria; Squamata; Rhineuridae. The coding region runs from base 528 to 887 and encodes 119 amino acids. The record is from RefSeq and is a predicted model, not a curated record. The transcript has 3 exons.